ACAAAAGAAUCUGAUCUUUGGGUUUAGAUGGAGAAAGCGUCGAAGCAGAUAUACAAGAUGCUAAGGACAGCGUUGCCUAGAGCGGCCUCACCGAUCGCCUUUCAGGUCAGUCCACCACGCACGCCGCCACGCAGUCCUCCAUACAUCCCUCGCAAACCAUCUCCAACAACUGUUUCCUUAGUCCCCAAGGAGGCUCGAAGGAAGUCCAAGAAUGAGAGCCUGGAUGCAGCAGAGCCGACCUCACCUAAAGUUUCAUGCAUGGGACAAAUUAAGGGACUUAAAAGGAAGCAAAAGAAGAAGCUGGUGAACAAAUCUCCACCAACACCAGAAUCAGUUUCAUCGAGUCAUGAAGAAGUGAAGAGAAAGCCAAAUUUAUUAUCCAUCCUGUUUUUCAAGGGUAAUAAAAAAUUCGCGGAGAAAGUUAGUGCUACUGAGGACAUUUCAUCGGGGAAUACUAGGACAACGCCUUCUUUAGGAGAAAUUAAACAAUUUGCCAGUGGUCGUGGUGUGUUGUCGGAUUUUGUUUUUGAUGAGGAAAUGAUGGUAUCAGUUUGUGUGGAUAACCCUUUAUAUGAAGAAAAAGAGGAGACAGUGGUUCCUAAAGCAGAAAUAACUGAAGGGUGAAAUCAUCAAACGUCUGUAAAGGUAAGAGAAAGUCUUGUAAAUUUUAUUAUCUCAAUUUAUAUUUUUAAAAUGUUAACAUUUUUCAUUUUUGCAAAGAAAACAUGGAAUAGUUAAGGAAUCAAUUGAAAGUUGGAUU
This is a messenger RNA of Rubroshorea leprosula, 760 nucleotides long. Lineage: Eukaryota; Viridiplantae; Streptophyta; Magnoliopsida; Malvales; Dipterocarpaceae. The record is from the annotation of a GenBank genome assembly.